Messenger RNA from Gracilinanus agilis (Agile Gracile Mouse Opossum), 1910 nucleotides. It is a transcript of the gene HAUS2, whose product is annotated as HAUS augmin like complex subunit 2. The transcript is spliced from 6 exons. The record is from RefSeq and is a predicted model, not a curated record. Bases 55 to 636 code for a protein of 193 amino acids. Lineage: Eukaryota; Metazoa; Chordata; Mammalia; Didelphimorphia; Didelphidae. Gene Ontology annotation, biological process: microtubule nucleation; centrosome cycle; spindle assembly. Gene Ontology annotation, cellular component: HAUS complex; centrosome; mitotic spindle microtubule.
AGCCGCAUUCCCCGCCGGCUCUCCCCGUGGCCAGAAAAGACAGCUCGCGGAGGCAUGGCGGCGGCCAACCCUUGGGUCCCGGAGACCGCCCAAACUGCCGCGGGGCUUCUAUUGGCCGAAUGCUUAGAUUCGGGACUCGUCACACAGGAGAUGUUAGAUUCAUGUAAGAAUCCUGCUCCAUUUUUUAUAAACUUCUCCAGAAUCAAGCAGAUUAAAGAUUUGAAAGCUGAAAUCAGACAGAAGACUUUGGAACUUGACCUCUUAACAUUAGAAAAGGAUACUGCAGAUGUUGUUCAUCCUUUCUUUCUAGGGAUGAGAAAGUACCAGCAUUGUUUACCUCCUUCCAAGGAGUUUUGUGUGCAUUGGAUGAGACAGUAUGUGGUACAGUUGCUGGAUCUGGCAGUGAAUUUCAUUGAAAAACUAGAAGCCCAUGUUGAGACCAUAAGAAACAUUCCUUGUUUAGACUCUAGUGUAAAAAAUAUGGAUAGGGCUUUGACAAGAAUGACUGUCUUGGAGGGAGAAACAGAGCAACUGAUAGAAAACAUAUUGAAGUGGAGAGAGCAACAAAAGGAAAUUUCUUCUUCUAUCACCAAAUUGAUUUCUGAAGAUCUCUUCAAAAAAAGCACAAGACUGUAACCACUCUUCCACCUUUCAGACCCCAAAUCAGAGCCAUCUGACUCUUGAUACCAAACGAUGGACAGUUUUAUUUCAUUUUACCUAUGUGUGAGGCUGAUAUCCAUUCAUAACAAAAGAAUUUAUAGGCUUUCUUGCUAAUUCUACUCACAAAACCCCAUUUUUUAGUUUUAUUUGAGUCAAUUGUGACCAAAACUGAUUUUACCUCCUUUUUUCCCCAUAUAAACGGAUUGAUAUAUUUAAUAUGAAGGAUAAUGCAUUUGAUCUGCGCAGACUGCAUAUGGACAUGGCAAGAAACCAGUUGCCUAAAUAUAUUUCUAAUAGUUACCUUACAACAGACCAUCCAAACUAGGGGAAAUCUUUACAAGCAGAAAGCUCUGGCAUUAGGAAAGCUAGUUGAAUUUGACAUUGCUUCUACUGACUAGGUUGAGAGUUAUCUCUGAAUGGUAGUCAUGGAGAAAGAAAAGAACUAAGAACAAGUGAUUUGAAGAAAAAUGGGACAAGAAAGAUGCAGAUGGUAGGAAUUGACACCAAUAAUUGCUUCAGACACAUCUGAUCCUACUGGUGCCAUAAAUAUCCUCUCCAAUUUUUGUUUUUUAUUAAAUAGAAAGUAAUCAGCAUUUCUGCAGUUCUGAUAUCUGCCUUCAUACCUCAGCACUCACUCACCCACAUAGUCAGAAGAUUCAGUUUAUAAUGCUGACUUACGUAGGUGUUAAAAAAAAGCAUCUCCUUGUAGCAGAUGACUUUACUACACCAUGUAAAGUAUGAAGUCUUUAACAAUUGAACCCAAUCACUCUUUUUGAAAGCCAUUUUCCUGGUAAAUUGAUGUGUAUUUCCAUGUUGAGAUCUAAUGGAUUUGAUCAUAAUUAUCCCUAUUUGUUACUUGGCUUAAAACAAAACCAAUUAUUUCCAAAAGUAUUCUAACAUUAGUCUUUGUCUCUAAAACAUCAUACUGUCAGGAUUUUUUCCUCAUGUGAUUGAAAUAAAUUGUGUUAGCUGAUUUUGAUUUCUUUUCAUUUCCAUAUCUCUGUUCAAUUGUUUUUAAAUUUUUUUAUUAUUGUAAGUUUAGUAAAAUCAACCAACAUAAACAUUUUUCUAUACAAAGAACAGGAAAAAAGAGAACUACAUGUAAAACUGUAUAUCUCUAUUCUGCCAGGUAAUUGUGAGCUCUAUUCCAUUAGAUUGUCAUCUAUGGCAGGGUCUUUUUUUUGCCUUCCUUUAAAUCCUCAGAGCUUAGCACAGAACCUGGCAUACAACAAGUGCCUAAUAAAUGCUUC